AUGGCCAACCCGGUCAUGUUUUUUAACAUCGCUGCCAGAGAAUUUCCGUGCUUUGAGUGCUGGGGAGAAAGGUUUUGGUUACAAGGGGUCCUGCUUCCACAGAAUCAUUCCUUGGUUCAUGUGCCGGGGGGUGAAUUUACUUGUCAUAAUGGAACAGGUGGUAAAUCAGGUGGUACAGUGAGAAGUCUGCUGGUGAGAACUUCGUCCUCCAGCACACCAGUGCUGGCAUCUUGUCUAUGGCAAAUACUGGUCCCAAUACAAAUGGGUCUCAGUUCUUCAUCUGCACUGCUUGGUUGGCCAAGUCAAAGAAGGAAUGAAUAUUGUGGGAGCAAUGGAGUGCUUUGGGUCAAGGAAUGGCAAGACAAGCAAGAAGAUCACCAUCUCUGA
Podarcis lilfordi (Lilford's wall lizard) is the source of this 387-nucleotide messenger RNA. The record is from the annotation of a GenBank genome assembly. Lineage: Eukaryota; Metazoa; Chordata; Lepidosauria; Squamata; Lacertidae.